This is a messenger RNA of Hippoglossus stenolepis (Pacific halibut), 4507 nucleotides long. RefSeq names its product EVI5-like protein. The record is from RefSeq and is a predicted model, not a curated record. Lineage: Eukaryota; Metazoa; Chordata; Actinopteri; Pleuronectiformes; Pleuronectidae. The transcript has 27 exons. The coding region runs from base 336 to 4181 and encodes 1281 amino acids.
GGCCGCUGUGUCUCCAGACAUCUGUGUACACGUAUUACGGCUGCAUUGGGCUGGACCGGGGCUCAAUGGGAACAGGCUAACUUAACUCUGGCUAGCGUUCAGACUGGAGUCCUAGCUAGGCUAUCGGGGCUAACACGGCUAAAGUACUCGGCUGAAGUGUUUGAAACCCGAUAUUCUCGUGAUAACAGCGGGACUGUACUUUGGUGCAUGGGAAGCGGCGACGUUCUCCGCAGUUGGAAACAAACUCUUCCAAGGUGGCGACAGACAAGGUUGCUGGUAAGCUGAGUUCUACUCUCUCAUGGGUGAAGAACUCGGUGUCCCACACGGUCAGUCAGAUGGCUAGCCAGGUGGCCACACCCACGUCCCUGCCGACCACUGCUACGUCCUCCUCUACGUCUCUGUCCUCGUCUGCCCUGUCACCGUUGUCGCCAGUACCGCUCACUCCCGACGAUGAGGAACUGCUUGCCAAGCUGGAGGAGCAGAACAGGCUGUUGGAGACAGACAGCAAGUCGCUGCGCUCAAUGAACGGCUCCAGGCGGAACAGUGGCUCCUCCCUGGUGUCCAGCUCCUCUGCCUCCUCUAACCUCUCCCACCUGGAGGAGGACUCGUGGAUUCUGUGGGGACGAAUUGUCAACGAGUGGGAGGAUGUGCGCAAGAAGAAGGAGAAGCAGCUCAAGGAUCUUGUCAGAAAAGGGAUUCCUCACCACUUUCGGGCAAUAGUGUGGCAGCUGCUGUGCAACGCCCAAAGUAUGCCCAUCAAAGAUCAGUACUCUGAACUCCUGAAAAUGACGUCGCCCUGCGAGAAGCUGAUUCGCAGAGACAUCGCUCGCACUUAUCCUGAACAUGAUUUCUUCAAGGAGAAGGACAGCUCGGGUCAGGAAGUGCUCUUCAAUGUCAUGAAGGCCUAUUCUCUGGUGGACCGGGAGGUCGGCUAUUGUCAAGGUAGUGCAUUCAUUGUCGGACUGCUACUCAUGCAGAUGCCAGAGGAAGAGGCUUUCUGUGUGUUUGUGAAGUUGAUGCAAGACUACAGAUUACGAGAGCUCUUCAAACCCAGCAUGGCGGAGCUGGGACUCUGCAUGUAUCAGUUUGAGUGCAUGAUCCAGGAGCAACUCCCAGAGCUGUAUAUGCAUUUCCAGGCUCAAAGCUUUCACACCUCCAUGUAUGCGUCUUCUUGGUUCCUCACCAUCUUUCUCACGUCCUUCCCUCUGCCUGUCGCCACAAGAAUCUUUGAUAUCUUCAUGUGUGAGGGUCUGGAGAUAGUUUUCCGUGUGGGACUGGCCCUCCUCCAGAUGAACCAGACGGAACUCAUCCAGCUCGACAUGGAGGGAAUGUUACAGCACUUUCAGAGAAUUGUCCCAAACCAGCUUGACAACGGCCCAGAUAAGGUCAUCCAGGCUGCUUAUCAAGUCAAGUACAAUGCCAAGAAGAUGAAAAAGUUAGAGAAAGAAUACACUACAAUCAAAUCUAAAGAGAUGGAGGAGCAGGUGGAGAUAAAGAGGCUGCGGACAGAGAUCAGGCUCCUGAAGCAGAGGAUAGACACACUAGAGAAAGAAAGUGCUUCCUUGGCAGAUAGAUUGAUCCAGGGACAAGUGACUCGAGCUCAGGAGGCAGAGGAGAACUACCUGGUCAAGCGGGAGCUGGCCACAGUCAAACAACAGAGCGAAGAGGCCAGUGGUCAGCUGGAGCAGGCCAAGAACACCAUCAGGCAGCUCCAGCAGCAACCACAAGCGAAGGGAGCCCCUCGCUACUCUGAGGAGUCCGUCCUGCAGCUGGAGAGGGAGCUUGUACAAGCGCGACUGAAGGAGGCAGAGUCCCAGUGUGCACUCAAGGAGAUGCAAGACAAGAUCCUUGAUGUGGAAAAGAGGAACACGUCCCUACCAGAUGACACCAACGUAGCACGGCUACAGGAGGAGCUGAUCGGGGUGAAGUUGCGGGAAGCGGAAGCCGUGACUGGCCUGAAAGAGCUGAGACAGCAGGUCAGAGACCUGGAAGAGCACUGGCAGCGUCACAUGGCACGCACAGCUGGUCGCUGGAAGGACACCCCAAAGAAGAAUACUAUGAGUGAGCUACAGGACGAGCUGAUGAGCGUAAGGCUGCGUGAGGCCGAGGCCCAGGCAGAGCUCCGAGAAUCACGGCAGAGGAUUCUGGAGCUGGAGACACAGAAUCAGAUUCACAGCAACCACCUGCGAAGGGCGGAGCAGGAGAGUCGCAGUCUCCAGGAGCGUGUGCAAACACUGACGGUGCAAAAUAAAGAUCUGCAUGUGCAACUGCAAGAGAUCAAGCGGAGACAAGCUGAGAUUGAAUGCAAGAGCAAGGAGGAAGUGAUGGCAGUGAGGCUGAGGGAAGCUGACAAUAUUGCUGCUAUGGCAGAACUCCAGCAACAGAUCUCGGAGCUUGAGAUUGAGAAAGAAGAAGGGAAGGUCCAAGUCCAUCUGAACCACACAGACUCGAGCCAGUACAUCCGUGACCUCAAAGACCAGAUAUCGGAACAAAAACAUGAGAUCUUCUGCUUGAAAGGAAAGAGGGGUUUGGCCAAUCAGCCCAGUUUUGAUGGGAUCCACAUCGUCAAUCACUAUGCAGGGGACGAGCCUUACCAGUCUUCAGAUGAAGAUGGAGUCAAGGCGCUCACCCUCCAGGACACCCAGCCGAGGAGCAGCAGCCGCAUCAGACUGCGCCCCAACCUCGGGGACACCGACAGCGAGGAGGAGGAAGAGGAGGAGGAGGAGGAGGACGACGGGGAGGCCCUGCGGCUCUCUGUGCCUCCGAGCGGCAGCCACAAGUCCACCACCAUGCUUGAGGCUAAACCAGAGCAAAAGGCGCACACAGGCCUGCGCGCUUUCACCUCUGCUCCUGAAAUGAGUGGAGCUUCUUUUAAGAGUUGGAAAGGGGGUGACGAGAAGUCGCCCCCUCUGCAGACUGUUUUCCUGUCACCUCGGGACUCCUCUCUGCAGCUGGAUCUUCAUCAGCACCGCAGCUCUCGGGCCACAUCAGAGAUGCCUCGCUCCUUCUUGGUGAAGAGUAAGAGGGCGCACAGUUACCACCAGCCCCGCUCUUUAGUGGACGACUACCGCAGGCUGGACUCGCUACUGGCGCAUAUAUGCUCAGAGGCGGAUAAACUCCCCGGUGACACCGACAUGACGGUGGACAGUUACGGGCUCUCUCCGGAUUCCCCUCUGGCCGACGCCGCCGACUUCUGCCCCAAGUCCCCGCUGAGCUGCCCCGGCAGUCUGUGUGGUCCCUCCUCGGACUACGAGGACAUCUGGAGGCCUCCGUCUCCCUCUGCGUCGCCAGCCGACUCGGACAAAUCCCUGUCCCCCCUCGUGGACGAGACCCAGCCCUUCACCGUGCCCUUCCGGCCGUACGCCUGGAGCAGCUACCAGGGGCCCGGGCUGAGGCCCCUGGUGCAACAGAAUCUCCACCACCACCCCGGCCUGGAGGUGGACAGGGGCGCGGCGGCGGCGGCGGUUGCCUUCUACGGGGAUCAUGGUGCGCACUCGGCGCUGUACACGGAGCGGGUCCUGGGCGAGGAGGCGUACGGUGAAUACAGGAGACACGCCGCCGCCGCUGCCGCCGCCGCCGCCCUGCUGUUUCCUGACGGGGGCCUGCAGGGAAAAGCGCACGGUGCCAAGGCCCCGUCUGAGCGGCUGUGUCCCAGCCUCAUCUUGAACGGUGCCUACAAGUGCAUCAAGUGCAGUAAGGUGUUUUCCACUCCACACGGUUUAGAAGUCCACGUCCGGAGGUCGCACAGCGGCACCAGACCGUUUGCGUGCGACCUGUGCGGCAAAACCUUCGGUCACGCAGUGAGCCUGGAGCAGCACAAAGCCGUGCACUCGCAGGAGAGAAGCUUCGACUGCAAAAUCUGCGGCAAGAGCUUUAAGAGGUCGUCUACUCUGUCCACGCACCUGCUCAUCCACACCGACACGCGGCCGUACCCGUGUCAGUACUGCGGCAAGAGGUUCCACCAGAAGUCCGACAUGAAGAAGCACACGUUCAUCCACACAGGCGAGAAGCCGCACAAAUGCCAGGUGUGUGGGAAAGCGUUCAGCCAGAGCUCCAACCUCAUUACGCACAGCAGGAAACACACCGGCUACAAACCGUUCGGCUGCGACCUGUGCGGCAAAGGUUUCCAGAGGAAGGUGGACCUGAGGAGACACAAGGAGACGCAGCACGGACUGAAGUGAAGGAGACACUGUGUCCUCUCAUGGUCUGACCACACACAGGGAGACAUUUUACGCAAAGACAAUUAAAUCCCAAAUCGCCCUGUUUGAGGACAUUGCUUGGAUUAAGGAUCACCCCGAUCCUCUAUUUAAAAAAACCUAAAUGUGAAAAGUACAUUGAGAAUAUAUUUAAUAUUUGUUUCUAUUUAUUCUAUCAAAGAAAACAUCAAAUAGACAAACAGGGUUUUUUUCAUUGUGAAGACACGUGAGCAACACUAAACUCCAGGCUGCUGUCAGGCCCAGAGAAAAGCUGUGACUGUGACAUGAUGAAUAAAAACCCAUGAGUAUGA